AUGGAAGCAAACACAGAAGAUCAAGAAUCUCGUGUGGCAGUCGAAGAAACACUGCAACCACUUCUGGAAAAUGCACCAAAACCCACUAAAACGCCAGCACAAAAGGCCAUAAGAAAGACCUUCAAAAUAUCAGCACAUUUGGCAAACCUUCUUCCCACAGGGACAGUACUGGCGUUCCAAAUUCUUUCGCCAAUUUUCACACACCAAGGGCAGUGUCACACCAUCACAAGCAAGUUCAUGACUCUGGACCUUCUAGCAAUUUGUUGCUUGUCAUGUUUUCUUCUGUGUUUCAGCGACAGCUUCAGGGAUGGAAGGGGCAAAGUUCGUCAUGGUUUAGCCACAUUUAGAGGCUUGUGGGUGAUUGAUGGGCUGCCAGUUGAAGCAGAGGAGGCAGCCAAGUAUAGGCUAAGGUCUAUUGAUUUCUUCCAUGCCUUCAUGUCGGUGCUGGUUUUUGCAGCAGUGGCAUUGUUUGAUCAAAACGUUGUCAAGUGCUUCUAUCCCACACCCUCUGAUGAGGCUAAGGAUCUUCUUGUGGCAUUGCCUAUUGCGGUUGGAGUGGCAUGCAGCUUGCUGUUUGUUGCUUUCCCUACCAAGCGCCAUGGAAUUGGAUUCCCUCUCUCUCGCCACUAA
This is a messenger RNA of Alnus glutinosa, 630 nucleotides long. RefSeq names its product protein DMP7. Bases 1 to 630 code for a protein of 209 amino acids. The transcript has a single exon. Gene Ontology annotation, biological process: endomembrane system organization. Lineage: Eukaryota; Viridiplantae; Streptophyta; Magnoliopsida; Fagales; Betulaceae. The record is from RefSeq and is a predicted model, not a curated record.